AUGAUGUUUAAAUGGCGACUCCGAGACAGCCCAGCAUGCGACUGCGGCAACGAUAGACAAACCAUUAAAUCGCAUUAUAAAGGAAUGCAAGCUAAGGAAAUUCAACCGGGGCAUCGAAGGAAUCCACGUGAUAACACCGGAAGCAGUAAAGUGGAUAAGGGAACUGGACGUACACCU
Cinara cedri is the source of this 177-nucleotide messenger RNA. Lineage: Eukaryota; Metazoa; Arthropoda; Insecta; Hemiptera; Aphididae. The record is from the annotation of a GenBank genome assembly.